Molecule: messenger RNA, 2592 nt
Organism: Penicillium paradoxum
Lineage: Eukaryota; Fungi; Ascomycota; Eurotiomycetes; Eurotiales; Aspergillaceae
Product: putative APSES transcription factor (MbpA)
Exons: 4
Coding region: 1-2592 (863 amino acids)
Cellular component (GO): MBF transcription complex; SBF transcription complex
Molecular function (GO): protein binding; DNA binding; transcription coactivator activity
Source: RefSeq, a predicted model, not a curated record
AUGGCUGACAUUUCGGCAAAGACAAGCAUGUCAUACUCACAAGGCAGUACAGGGUCAAAUGGAAUGGCCUACAAUAUGCUGAAUGCUUCCCAAUCCCUCUCGUCCACCCCUCGCGCCACUCCUCCGCCUCCGAAAGGAUCGCAGAUGUCCUCCUUCGGUUACACCAAUGGACUCUCGCGAAGCUUUAGUGGAUACGAUGGGUCCAACGACUACGGAUCUGUAAUGUCAUUUCAGGAGGAGUAUAAGCCGCAGAUUUACCGAGCUGUUUACUCGAAUAUCGCCGUCUACGAGAUGGAAAUGAACGGGGUUGCUGUGAUGAAGCGUCGGUCCGAUUCUUGGCUUAAUGCCACACAAAUUUUGAAAGUCGCAGGUGUUGUGAAAGCGAGACGAACGAAAACCCUGGAGAAGGAAAUUGCGGCUGGUGAACACGAGAAGGUACAAGGCGGCUACGGGAAAUACCAGGGGACUUGGGUCAAUUAUCAACGGGGCGUCGAACUGUGCAGAGAGUACCACGUUGAAGAAUCACUCCGGCCAUUGCUGGAGUAUGAUAUGAACCCCGACGGGGCCCCUGCCCAUGGAACGAUAGAUACACCCACCAAAGAACAAGCAAUGGCAGCCCAGCGCAAACGGCUUUAUAAUGGCGGUGAUAAUCGCAGCGCAUCGCAGCCGCAGCAGGGCACGUUCUUCCAAAACAUCUCACGUACCGCUGCUACCGCCGUCAAUGCUCUCAGCAAGGCACGCUUCGACUCUCCCAGCUCUAACAGUCGCCGGCCUAGUAUGGCUCGCAAGCCCUCGCAGCAAAUGAGCAGCCAGGAAUCUGGGCAUCCGUUUGGCAGCCAGCAGAGCAUGUACAGCAUGUCUGACAGUGGAUUCGGAAGUCUGCAAAAUCGAUACCAGCCGCAAGAGGACAACGAGGAUCUUGUGGAACCCCCACGCAAACGCAUGCGCUCUACUUCACACCAUGGUCCAUCUAUCGGCCUCGCACGUGAACCAUCUAAUUUAUCCAUGCAUGACGCCACACCGACAGAACCUAAUGACUCCUUCUACCAAGACAUGGAUAUUCCUCCCCCUCCUAUGGAUGAUGGCUCAAAGCGCGGAAUCGAGUCCUUGGCGCCUGCUUCUACCCCGGAGAGGUUCCAGAGGAUGAAACUUAUAAUGACAUUGUUCCUUGACAAGCGCACGAAAGACUUUUCAAAUCACCCAGCCUUGGUACAGCUGACUGGGGAUGAUCUUGAAAUUCCUCUUGACGAGUACCGGAACAAUGCCCUGCAUUGGGCUGCAAUGCUUGCACGCAUGCCACUGCUCCACGCACUGGUAGCCAAGGGUGUAAGCAUAUCGCGAGUGAACGGUGCUGGAGAAACAGCGCUGCAGAAGUCUGUGGGAACUCGGAACAAUCUUGAUUAUAGGAGCUUCCCGCGGUUGCUGCAGGUGCUAGCCCCUACUAUUGACAUGGUCGAUUAUAGCGGACGUACUAUUCUGCAUCAUAUCGCCAUGAUGGCUGCUACUGGUGGUGGUGGACAUGUUUCUGCAAAGCACUACCUGGAAGCCCUUCUUGAGUUCAUUGUACGACAUGGCGGUAUUGCGCCAACUGCAAACGGCGACCAUGCACCAAACGGCAACUCGAGCGGCGAAGUUAUCUCUCUGGGGCGGUUUAUCUCUGAAAUUGUCAAUCUCCGCGAUGAUCAGGGCGACACGGCCCUCAAUCUGGCGGGACGUGCCCGUUCCGUCCUUGUACCGCAACUCUUGGAAGUCGGUGCUGAUCCUCACAUUCCAAACCAUACUGGCCUUCGGCCUGCAGAUUACGGUGUGGGUGUCGAUAUGGUCGAUGGAAACUCCCAAUCUCAACAAGCGGCCAAUCGAAAUGACACAUUCAUUGAUCAAUUGGCAAAGUCGAAGAAAGAGAUUCUCGAUGCGGCAAUGUCCCAAAUUAGCGCAAUGGUUGAGGAGACACUCGGAGGAAUUGACCGAGAAUUGGCCUCUAGCUUGACCAAAAAGCAAGAAAGUUUCGACCACUGGCACACAAAGAUUCGCGAAUCCGCCAAAGCGCGGCAGAUCGAACAGAAACAAUAUGACGAUCUUAGACGCAAAAGUUCUGAGCGUGUGGAACUUGAUCGGCGCAUCAAAAAUCUAGAGCGUUCUUCGGAGGGCCUGUUGAUUACAGCGCAGAACACACCGGGACUAGACGCUACGAGAACGGUUAUUGUGGGUGAUGCCGACCGAGAUUCUGGAGUUGAUAUUGCGACCUUUGACACUCUGUUUCCGGAUGGCUUCAGUCCAGCAUCCGGGUUCUCAGAACAGCAAAUUGCUUUCCUGAAUACACUCCCAGCAACAGAUGUUCUCCGGCGCCAGGCCCACUGCUAUAAAGAAUUUAAUGGAAGUAUACUUGCCGAAGUCGAUGGCCUGAAAGCAAAGAACGCAGUUCUUGGCCAGAACUACCGUCGCAUGGUCAUGGCGUGCACAGGCUGGACGGCGGAGCAGGUAGAUGAAGCCGCGGAAGGGCUGACACAAUGUGUCAAGGAACUGAAUGAUAAUCCCGUUCCCGAGGACGAGGCCAUUGAGAUCUUGAUGCGAGAUCGUGGGCAGGACUGGUAG